CAUUCUGGGCGUUGAUGUUGUAAAAGACUGUAAAGUAUAGUUUGUUCUAAAUUUUACAGGGAGCAUUCUGGGCGUUGAUGUUGUAAAAGACUGUAAAGUAUAGUAUGUUCUAAUUUUACAGGGAGCAUUCUGGGCGUUGAUGUUGGCUUUUCUGAGUAUAGUAUGUUCUAAUUUUACAGGGAGCAUUCUGGGCGUUGAUGUUGGCUUUUCUGACUGGUGUUAUUCGGAUGAUCUUGGCAUUUGUCUACUACAGUAGUGGAGGCUGUGGUAAAGAUGACAAUCGCCCUGCCAUCUUGAAAAACUUUCAUUACAUGUAUUUCUCGUUAUUUAUCACACUGUUGACUGGUGUUACGGCUAUUGUCAUCAGUUAUUUUACCGGAAGACCUCAUGAAAAAUACUUGACACGUACGACAUUUUGGACGAGGAAAUCGGCUCCGUAUAUAGAAGAGACAGAACCUGACAAACUAGAUAAAGAUAAGGAGAAUGGUUUCACAAAUCUUGCAGCAACAGGUGAUAAUAACAUGCACGUGUUCUCCGUGGAGGAAAAACAUCACUACAGGGACCCGAAACUUGAUGAACCAGAAGAAGAUAAAGAGAUGCAUUGCGCGGAAAAAGCGUUGAAUUACGUUUGUGGAAUCACGAACGAGGUCGACGAAGAAAAGGAAAGACAACUGCGGUUACACAUGGAGAAAGUUGCGUGCCUUGAACAAAACAAAUACGCCAAAAUAGGCCUAAAUAUUGGUUUAGUGAUAAUUUUAUCCCUCGGUGUUUUCUUGUAUAUAUUUUGGUCCUUUUGGAAAUAUGAACCCUGAGCUCGGUGGUGUGUGUGUUAAAGUUGUAUUUGACACAAAUUAUCAUCAGUGUGUUAGUGUAUUUGACAAAAAUAUAAAAACUCGUUUAAUUAGAACUAGCUUAGUGGAGUUAUAGAGAACUAUUUAUAUUCUAUAUUUGAAAGUAUGUAACAUUGUAGAAUUGUUAUUUAUCUCUUUAAAAAAACUCGCAACAAAAAAUCACGAUUAACUAGCACAAUAUGUUUAAAUAUGUAUUAAUAUUGAUAUUAGAUGAUUGAUAUAAAAUUAUCGCAAAAUACAAGUGUGACAAUAAGACCUAAUUAAAACUGCAAUAUCAGUUUUUUGACAUUUUUGGAGUCCCCAUAUAUAAAUGAUUGUUUUUUUUUUGUUGUUUUUUUCUCAAAAAUCAAAUUUUGUGUCGCUCACGUAAAGUGGUUAUGGUCUUCAUCCAUUGGUGGAAAGUUGCAAAAUUCGUCUUAAUAUGAUAAAACAAAAGACAAAUUCAGUCAUUUCCUAACGUUUGACAGAACUAAUUUUCAACAUUAGAUAUUGCAGAGGCGGGCUGCAUCAUUAGCUUUCAUGUUAUUAACCUCUCAGGCCAUGUUGCUUCAUAGGAAUGUUAUUUUUUACAUACAUAUCAAAUGUACAUAUAUAUUAUGUAGUUCUAUUAAAGAUAAGCUCGAUAAUUACGUUUGAUGUUUUUUUUAUUGUUAUAUUCUUUCCAAAAUCAUGCAUGAAUUUAUAGCCCAAUUUAGAAUGUAAAAUCAUGUAAAAUGAA
Messenger RNA from Ruditapes philippinarum (Manila clam), 1569 nucleotides. RefSeq names its product sodium/myo-inositol cotransporter 2-like. The transcript is spliced from 3 exons. Gene Ontology annotation, molecular function: D-glucose:sodium symporter activity. The coding region runs from base 198 to 812 and encodes 204 amino acids. The record is from RefSeq and is a predicted model, not a curated record. NCBI's taxonomy places the organism in Eukaryota, Metazoa, Mollusca, Bivalvia, Venerida, Veneridae. Gene Ontology annotation, cellular component: plasma membrane.